Molecule: messenger RNA, 838 nt
Organism: Cyprinodon tularosa
Lineage: Eukaryota; Metazoa; Chordata; Actinopteri; Cyprinodontiformes; Cyprinodontidae
Gene: crb3b
Product: crumbs homolog 3b
Exons: 3
Coding region: 91-453 (120 amino acids)
Source: RefSeq, a predicted model, not a curated record
GAUUGAUUUACAUCCGGCAGACAGGUGAGAAACGGUAGUUGAAGAGACCUGUGUCAUGUCUCUAACCUCUCAGCAGCUGGCCCAUGGAUUAUGAUCCUUCUUGGUGUCUCAUCUGAACACUUACCAGCCUCCAGGUGUGCUGCUAAGUCAAGUCAUCCUCUGAUGCUGUUUUUGUCCAGAUGCAAAACUGAAGGCAGCACAGGUCUGAUAAAUUCCCCACUAAGGUGUUACACAAGGCAGGAGUGGUUCCCACCUGCGAUGUCAGCGUCUGUCUUCAGCCUGUUUUCCCUGCUCACUUUGUCCUUGCUGCUCUUGCUGUGUGUCAUACGGAAGAAAAGAAGGAUGGAGGGGAAGUACAGACCCAGUGCAGAGGAGAAGAAACAAUCUAGAGCCACCGUACCCGAGAGGCCCAGCCUGCCUUUACCGUUACCCAAAGAAGAGCGUCUAAUAUAAAGAGACAUAGAUUGAGUAGCCUUGGUGUUACUAGGCUGCAUUUGUACACCAAAAGGAUUGCUGAUCAUGUAAACACACUUGGUGGUAUUUUUUUUUCUGUUCUCGUUGAGAAAAAAUGAACUGAUCAAUCGGAGAAUGGAAGGUUUGCCGUCAGGUUUACUAUUUAAACCAUCACUUUUUCUACUGCAUCGCUAUAAGUUAUAGUGUAUUUUGUAUUUAAAUGCACAAUAAUAUAUUUUCUUACUUUUUGUAUAUUUGUAGAAGAAUGAUGACAUAAAAGCCUAACGGAAUUGCACUUUUUUUAAUACGUGUUCAAAGACUUGGUUAUUAGGUAGUGUGCACACAAUGGUGGAUAAGGUGUCUGAUUAAAAUGUCUGUAUGCAAA